AUGGAGGAUACUAAUCAAAUUGUUGAGGCAGUGGUGGCGAAGGUGGGCGAUCUCAAGAACGGCGAGAUGAGGGAGGUGGCUCUGGGCGACGCCGGCAAGGUUCUGCUCGUCAAGGAGGACAACCAAUUCAAGGCCAUCGGAAACAAAUGCACGCACUACGGCGCUCCCCUGAAGGACGGCACCCUGUGCAAUGGCCGGGUCCGCUGCCCGUGGCAUGGCGCCUGCUUCAACACCUCGACCGGCGACAUCGAAGACAGCCCCGGCCUGGACUCGGUCCACAGCUUCAAGGUGCGGGUCGAGGGCGAGGAUGUGAUCGUGGCCGCGCCCGUCGGCGAGCUCAAGGUGUGGAAGCGCACCCCGCGCGUGGGUUCCUGCAGCGCGGCCGACACCCGCGUGUUCGUCAUCAUCGGCGGAGGUGCUGCCGGCCAGUCCGCUGCUGAGACGCUGCGGGACGAGGGCUUCACCGGCCGCAUCGUGCUGAUCGGCAAGGAGACCGACCUGCCGUACGACAGGAUCAAGCUCAGCAAGGCGAUGACCGCCAGCGUCGACAGCAUCCUCCUGCGCCCCGAGUCCUUCUACCAGGAGCGCAACAUCGAACUCCUGCUCGGCAAGGAGGUCACCGAGCUGGACGCGGAAAAGAAGACCGUCGCAAUUGCCGGCGGCGAGACGUUCAAGUAUGAUGGCUGCUUGGUCGCCACGGGCGGCAUUCCUCGCCGUCUUCCGAUCCCCGGCGGCGACCUCGGCAACGUCUAUUGCCUGCGCGUGCCUGAGGAGGCCCACGCCAUUGCCUCGAAGGCCGAGGGCAAGAACCUGGUCGUGAUCGGGUCGUCGUUCAUCGGCAUGGAGGUUGCCGCGGCGCUGGUGGCCAAGGCCAAGAGCGUGACCGUGGUCGGCAUGGAAAAGGUCCCGUUUGAGCGUGUUCUCGGCGCUGAAGUGGGUGCCGUCCUGCAGAAGCUUCACGAGUCGAAGGGUGUCAAGUUCUACCUGUCGAGCACCACCAAGGAGUUCAAGGGCGAGGGCUCGGUGAGCGCUGUGGUGCUGGGCGACGGCACCGUGCUGGAGGCCGAUGUGGUCGUGGUUGGCGCCGGCGUCAUUCCCGCCACCGGCUUCAUCAAGGGCAACGUCGACCUGGGUCGCGACCAGAGCCUCAUCGUCGACGAGUUCCUGAAGGCCGCCGACGGUCUGUGGGCGGCUGGUGACGUGGCCCGCUACCCCUACCACCUCACCGGCGAGGCCGUCCGCGUCGAGCACUGGGGCAUGGCCCAGACCCAGGGCCGAGCUGUCGCUCGCCACUUCCUGGGCAAGCAGACGAGGCAGUUCGACAUCGUGCCCUUCUUCUGGACCGUCCAGUUCGGCAAGAGCGUGCGCUACGCCGGCCACGCCACCUCGUUCGACGAGGUCAUCAUCCAGGGCAACCCCGACGAGCUCAAGUUCGCCGCCUACUACGUGCGUCAGGGCAAGGUCCUGGCCGUCGCUGCUCUUGGUAUGGACCCGUUGGCAUCUGCUGCGGCCGACCUGCUGGCCCACGACAAGAUGCCGACGGCCGCCGAGCUGAAGGCCGGCAGCGCCGACCUCAAGGCCCUCCUCUAA
Messenger RNA from Acanthamoeba castellanii str. Neff, 1590 nucleotides. Its product is annotated as Nfrl, putative. Gene Ontology annotation, cellular component: cytoplasm. NCBI's taxonomy places the organism in Eukaryota, Discosea, Longamoebia, Acanthamoebidae. Gene Ontology annotation, molecular function: 2 iron, 2 sulfur cluster binding; oxidoreductase activity, acting on NAD(P)H; flavin adenine dinucleotide binding. The record is from RefSeq and is a predicted model, not a curated record. The transcript is spliced from 12 exons. The coding region runs from base 1 to 1590 and encodes 529 amino acids.